Molecule: messenger RNA, 1431 nt
Organism: Triticum turgidum subsp. durum (durum wheat)
Lineage: Eukaryota; Viridiplantae; Streptophyta; Magnoliopsida; Poales; Poaceae
Source: the annotation of a GenBank genome assembly
AUGGAUAGCCAGUCCGCGGUGACGAUGGAGGCCGGCGCGCCCACGAGGAAGGAGUCCGGGCGGCUUCCCUCGCGGCACGGCGGCCACGCGCACGGCCACAGCGGCCUCGCCCGGACGGCGCACGGCAUGUCCUCCUCGUCGCUGCGGAAGAAGUCGGACGCCACGUUGGUGCGCAAGGUCCCCGUGGCCUCGCUGCGCCCCGUGCUCGCCAACCUCCAGGAGGUCCUCCUCGGCACCAAGCUCGCCGUCCUCUUCGCCGCCGUGCCGCUGGCCGUCGCCGCGCAGUGCUUCCGCUUCGGCCAGGUAUGGGUGUUCGCGCUUAGUCUAAUCGGCCUCAUUCCGCUGGCUGAGCGAGUCAGCUUCCUGACAGAGCAGAUUGCGCUCUACACUGGCCCCACUAUUGGCGGGCUCCUGAACGCGACGUGCGGCAACGCAACGGAGCUCAUCAUCGCCGUGUUCGCGCUGGUGCAAGGGAAGAUCGAGGUGGUGAAAUGCUCGCUGCUCGGCUCCGUGCUCUCCAACCUGCUUCUCGUCCUUGGCACCUCGCUCUUCUGCGGCGGCAUCAAGAACCUCGGGGCCGACCAGCCCUAUGACCGGAAACAAGCGGACGUGAGCACGGGUCUGCUCACCCUGGGCGUGCUGUGCCAGUCUCUGCCGCUACUUCUGCGUUACGCCGUCAGCUCCGGGGAGCAUGCUGUCGCCACUGACACCACGGUGCUGGAGCUCUCUAGGGCCUGCAGCUUCAUCAUGCUCCUCGCCUACGUCGCGUACCUCUUCUUCCAGCUCAAGACGCAUCGCCAGCUCUUCGAGCCGCAGGAGAUUGAGGGCGGAGACGAGGAGGAGGAGGAGGCGGUCCUCGGCUUCGGGAGCGCGCUCUUCUGGCUCAUCCUCAUGACCGUCAUCAUCGCCGUGCUCUCUGAGUACGUCGUCGGCACCAUCGAGCCGACCUCGCAGUCGUGGGGUCUCUCGGUGAGCUUCAUCAGCAUCAUCCUGCUCCCCAUCGUUGGUAACGCGGCGGAGCAUGCUGGAGCCGUGAUCUUCGCCCUGAAGAACAAGCUGGACAUCACCCUCGGUGUUGCCUUGGGGUCGGCUACCCAGAUCUCCAUGUUCGUGGUGCCAUUGAGUGUCCUUGUCGCUUGGAUCAUGGGGAUUCAGAUGGAUCUCGACUUCAAGCUGCUAGAGACUGGCGCUCUCUUCAUCUCAGUGCUAGUGACGGCCUUCACCCUCCAGGAUGGAACGUCACAUUACCUCAAGGGAGUCCUCCUCCUCCUAUGCUACAUUGUUAUCGGCGCUUGCUUCUUUGUUACGAGACAAGAACGGCAACGGCAUGCUGCUGGAUGUCCCAACGGGUCCCAUGAUUGUCCAGGUCGCAAAGUACUGGGCUGCCUCAGGAAACUGACAUGCGUGCAAGACAGCGACCGAAGUGUUUGA